Molecule: messenger RNA, 1281 nt
Organism: Ectocarpus siliculosus
Lineage: Eukaryota; Phaeophyceae; Ectocarpales; Ectocarpaceae
Source: the annotation of a GenBank genome assembly
CAGGCUGAAGCAGCCUUCUCAACGCCCGGAAACACAUCCACCCUCGUGUGACUUAAUUGUCUCCAUCCACUUGCAUUGUCGGACUAGGCUUUCGGAAAGCAAGACUUUCAUUUUCGCGGAGUCAUCAUGCGGUCUAUUUUGUGCAUCCUGCUGGCCUGCGUCGCCGCGAGCCAGGCCUUCGUCGUGGCCCCCGCACGGGCUGGCCUGUCAACCAUGCCCUCUCUCCGCGAGGGAUCAUUCGUCUGCAGCCUUCCAUCCACUGCAUCGUUGACGGUCGCACAGGGAGGGGGGAACGUUGCAGUGUCGAGACCGAGGAGGACAAGCCGCGGUGAGCUUCGCAUGGGAAAGGUGUCCAAGUUCGGCAUUUUUUCCCCCGCCGUCGUCGCAGCCAAGGUUAUCCUUGGCGAGAGCAGGCUCAACAAAAUCAGGGGGAAGGGUAUCGCGUUGCAUUCGCAGGUGAUCCAGGAGUACUGCCGAUGGGUGGGGGCUCCCCCAAAGGUGCGCGGGAUGCUCAUCCGGAAGGCGAAGGGCAACGGAGACGACCUAGGGUUCCUCUUCUGAUCUUUCGAACUCGCCCUUCCUGAGAGUGUUUUUUGUUUUCGACGAGUUUUUUUUUUGUACGACACGGCGGCAGACGGUGUCGCUACAAGAGAAGAUUUCAGGGGUUGGAAUGAGCCCUGUGGAGUGUAAAAGGAGAUGGUCUUGCGGGCGGCUCCCGCGAGGAGAAAGAGCAGGACGAGUGGUUGUAGAAAGAUGGCAAGGGACGCUGGCACUGGUGUCCGCUGGAAAUCUGGUCCGUGAUGAACCGUGCCGAAGGUUGGAACCUUGGUGAAUUGCAAUUUACUGGCAGACUUGCGUGGCUGGAUAGUCUCGUCUUUGCCGAACAAGCCCUAUAAUACAUGUUUAUUUCAACGGUCUGCUUGUGCACCCGCCCCGCGGAUGUAAGGGUGCGCGACUUCGCUUUAGAGAGGGCAAGAGUUGAUUGCGUAGGUCGUGGGUGCUUCGUAGAUCUCUCUUUCGGGGAUGUUGCAUCGUACAUGUAGCAGAGGGGUUUGUAGUGUGGACAGAACUGAAUCCCCUACAACGGGGCUUGAGAAUAGGGCUAGAUAUUUGGCGGCAGCAGCAAUGGUUCCGCUGAAGUGUCAAACGUAACUAGCAGAGCUUCCUGCAGUACUUACUCGUCGUGAGGCGACACCCAGCUCAUGUCAGCACAUAUUUGAUUUGUCACGGGUCAGGUCAAGUAAUGACCUUGCAUCUUUCGACAUCUUAAUCAUACGAGUC